GACCGUGAUAAUUUGACGUGGCCUGAGAUCAUCAUGUCGGCAAUCCACCGGCGAAUAGCUUCCCCAGGUUUCCUCAGUCGUGCAGGAGCUCGGAAUGCGAUUCUAAGGUCUACUUUCUCUGCUCUUAUCAAGCCUUCGAUGUUAAGUGCUCUCCGCCGAACUUCUCUGAACCCCCUUACCCUCCCUCGCACACGACCAAACUCCCUCCUACUCUAUCGCGCACUCUCGCAGCCCCCGAUGUCUGACCCCGCCUCUUCAUCAUCAGCCGAUGGGCAGCCGGCCUUCUCUAUCUCCCCGAUUCCUCCGAAUCCGCUCGGGGACGGAAAGUAUAUUCGCACUGCGGCUGCGCUCGUCAUCGGAGACGAGAUCCUGAACGGGAAAACCCACGACAGCAACUCGAACUACUUCGCCCGGUAUUGCUUCCAGCAUGGGGUCGAGUUAAAACGCAUCGAAGUCAUCGCGGAUGAUGAGGCACAAAUCGUCGAAGCGAGUCGACGAAUGGUCAAUAAUUACGACUUCGUGAUAACAACUGGAGGAAUCGGCUCUACGCAUGACGACAUCACGUAUGCCUCUCUCGCGAAGGCAUUCGGGCAAGAGCUCGUGCAUCAUCCUGAGACACUGGCGCGGAUGGCGGCACUAUCCCACCAACGCAGAAGGUUCGCAGAGCAAACACCGGAGCAAAAGACCGCAAUGGAACGCAUGGCGCUGUUCCCCGACCGUGCGGAAGUCCUCUUUGUUGCGGGCGAUAUCUGGGUGCCCGUGGUCCGUCUCGAAGGAAAGCUGUGCAGUUUCCCCGGCAUCCCCACCCUAUUCCAGAAGCUCCUGAACGGCUUAACACCGCUACUGCCGCUCCCGCCUGCGUCCGAGCGCCCGAGCCGGGUGCAGAUAUUCACUGAACGACCCGAAACGAUGAUCGCGCCGUUCCUCACCGCGCUCCAAUCGCGCGUCAACGCCGACAGAAUCCAAGUUGGAUCGUACCCUGUGCUUGGGCAAGGUGUGUUCGUCAGCCUCAUCGGACGGGAUGCCGCGCGGCUUGCGGCGGUGGCGAGGGAGCUCGAGGAGGGCGUCGAUGGGCAUGUCGUCUCGGAGGACGAGAUUGCGUCGCGGAAGGAGGGCAGCUGGAAGAAGGACGCGAGACCCGUCACUCCGGUCGUAGACAAGGCGAAGAUCUAAUCUUCUCAGUUUCCGGAAACCGGUUCUUCUUGUACAAAAUAUAGUGUAUUUUUCACCGGUCUGAAAACGGGCUGAUGGACAGCCAUGCGCUAUGAAUCUGAUUUGAGAUCCGGAUUUGGGGAUCCACGGUCUCUCCUGAGUUGGCGUAUGAUGGAAAGGGCGAUCUCCCUUACAACCAUCCGGCUUCUUCAGGUUCAGAGAGAAGAUGGGCAUGACCCCCAGUUACGAUUGAGGAGUGUUGCGAGAGACAAUGCUGGGUCACUUGUAACUGGGCUUGACAGUUGCUGUCAAAUAGACUCGCCAGAUCGGCAGGGCCAUAUGGUCGCGGCGAAUCGUCCCACAGGGUUUCUCCUCAGUAUGCUCAGUGCUCACCCACGUACUAAGAUACACGUUCUGUCUAGGUCCAGCUUUCCCCGAGUACGCUCACAUAUGCAUGGAGAAUACAUGUUCUGUCUAGCUUUUAACAAUUCACACUCAGCGUCGUCCUCGUCCUCAAGGACCUCGGGAAUGGCAAGGGCAGUCACGGCGGGAGAGCUACCUACUGGUUUAUCGUCAUCUGAAUCGUCUUCGUCACGAUCCGAGGCGCCUCUCUGUUUGCCCUUCUGAGCAGCUUGUCGCUUGCGUGUCCCAAAGUAGCCAUCAGGAUCGUUCAUUGAGGUCCAUUCGUUGGGUCUCGAGAUUGGCCAUUUUUCUGCAUGGGAGCGUCCAUGAAGCAGCCUUGUGAGAUCACCAUUGUCUUGUCUUCCCAUGAGAAUUCAGCUCUGUCGCCAACAUCACU
Messenger RNA from Mycena citricolor, 1951 nucleotides. The record is from the annotation of a GenBank genome assembly. Lineage: Eukaryota; Fungi; Basidiomycota; Agaricomycetes; Agaricales; Mycenaceae.